This is a messenger RNA of Hemiscyllium ocellatum (epaulette shark), 4996 nucleotides long. RefSeq names its product transient receptor potential cation channel, subfamily M, member 3 (gene trpm3). Gene Ontology annotation, molecular function: monoatomic cation channel activity. Gene Ontology annotation, cellular component: membrane. Bases 86 to 4996 code for a protein of 1636 amino acids. The record is from RefSeq and is a predicted model, not a curated record. Gene Ontology annotation, biological process: protein tetramerization; monoatomic cation transmembrane transport. The transcript has 25 exons. Lineage: Eukaryota; Metazoa; Chordata; Chondrichthyes; Orectolobiformes; Hemiscylliidae.
GAUAGAGAGAGCAUUUUGCAAAAGAGAAUGUGUCCACAUCAUACCGAGCACCAAAGACCACCAUAGGUGUUGUUGUGGUCGACUGAUGGGUCAACAUGUUGGAUUGCCUCCUGUUAUUUCCAUCAGUCAGAAUGAAAGUAUUGAAAGCAGAAUCACAAAGAAUGAUUUGCACUCGGAGAAGUGGUCCAUCAGCAAACAUACCCAGCUCAGCCCCACAGAUGCCUUUGGAACUAUUGAAUUCCAAGGAGGAGGGCACUCCAACAAAGCUAUGGUAAUAAGCAAAUAUGUGCGUGUUUCAUUCGACACAAAGCCUGAUCUCCUGUUACAUCUAAUGACAAAGGAAUGGCAGCUGGACCUCCCUAAGCUACUCAUCUCCAUUCAUGGAGGCCUCCAAAACUUUGAACUCCAACCCAAACUCAAGCAAGUAUUUGGAAAAGGUUUAAUUAAAGCUGCAAUGACAACAGGGGCUUGGAUAUUCACUGGAGGUGUGAACACAGGGGUCAUUCGCCAUGUAGGAGAUGCACUGAAGGACCAUGCUUCAAAGUCCAGAGGAAGAAUCUGCAUUAUUGGCAUCGCUCCAUGGGGAAUAGUGGAGAAUCAAGAGGAUCUGAUUGGGAAGGAUGUGGUUCGACCAUAUCAAACCAUGUCCAACCCCUUGAGCAAGUUGACUGUGCUGAACAGCAUGCAUUCACAUUUCAUCCUGGCAGACAAUGGCACAACAGGAAAAUAUGGAGCAGAAGUGAAGUUGAGGAGGCAACUGGAGAAACACAUUUCCCUGCAGAAGAUUAACACCAGGAUUGGACAGGGGGUUCCAGUGGUGGCACUCAUUGUGGAAGGUGGUCCCAAUGUUAUCUCCAUUGUGUUGGAAUAUUUACGGGAUACCCCUCCUGUGCCUGUGGUAGUCUGCGAUGGCAGUGGGCGGGCUUCAGAUAUCCUCGCCUUUGCUCACAAAUAUUCCGAAGCCGGAGGGGUAAUCAAUGAAUCUUUGAGAGACCAACUGCUUGUCACCAUCCAGAAGACCUUCAACUACAGUCGCACACAGGCUCAGCACCUCUUUAUAAUUUUAAUGGAGUGCAUGAAAAAGAAGGAACUGAUUACUGUCUUCAGGAUGGGAUCAGAGGGACAUCAGGACAUUGAUCUAGCCAUUCUAACAGCACUCCUGAAAGGGGCCAAUGCUUCAGCACCAGACCAGCUCAGCUUGGCUUUGGCCUGGAACAGAGUAGACAUCGCUCGCAGUCAAAUAUUUAUAUAUGGACAACAGUGGCCGGUGGGCUCCCUGGAGCAGGCCAUGCUUGACGCUCUAGUUUUGGAUCGUGUAGACUUUGUGAAGUUGCUGAUUGAGAACGGGGUGAGCAUGCAUCGCUUCCUCACCAUUUCCAGGCUUGAAGAACUCUACAACACAAGACACGGUCCACCAAACACUUUGUACCAGCUCGUCAGGGAUGUUAAAAAGCGGGAAUAUCAAGCUUUCAGCUGGAUCUAUUUUCAGGGGAAUCUCCCUCCUGACUACAGGAUAAGUUUAAUUGACAUUGGACUAGUGAUUGAAAACCUGAUGGGAGGUGCAUAUCGUUGCAAUUACACUCGGAAAAGAUUUCGAACCCUGUACCACAACUUGUUUGGUCCCAAAAGGCCCAAGGUUCUGAAACUGCUGGGAAUGGAGGAAGAGCCUCCCAUGCGAAGAGGCAGGAAGACAACAAAGAAAAGGGAGGAAGAUGUGGACAUUGACUUGGACGACCCCGAGAUCAAUCACUUCCCCUAUCCUUUCCAUGAGCUGAUGCUCUGGGCUGUCUUGAUGAAGCGGCAGAAGAUGGCGCUGUUCUUCUGGCAGCACGGUGAGGAAGCCAUGGCCAAGGCUCUCGUUGCUUGCAAACUCUGCAAAGCCAUGGCCCAUGAGGCCUCCGAGAAUGACAUGGUUGAUGAUAUCUCGCAAGAAUUAAACCAUAACUCCAGGGAGUUUGCUCAGCUUGCUGUCGAGCUCCUGGACCAGUCAUACAAGCAGGAGGAGCAGAUGGCUAUGAAGCUGCUGACCUAUGAGCUGAAGAACUGGAGUAACUCAACCUGCCUGCAACUGGCUGUAGCAGCCAAGCACCGAGACUUCAUUGCUCACACCUGCAGCCAAAUGCUACUCACUGACAUGUGGAUGGGGAGGCUCCGAAUCCGCAAGAACUCAAGUCUGAAGGUUAUUCUGGGCAUCUUACUGCCUCCAUCGAUCCUGAGUCUGGAAUUUAAGAACAAGAAUGAGAUGUCAUACAUGCCACACAACCAAGAGUCAGCCUUGCUGGGGAAGGAAGUGGAAGAGCCAGAGAAACCUGUCAAAGAGAAGGAGGAGGAAGAUAUGGAGUUCACAGCAAUGCUGGAUGGGGUGAAUGGAGAAUCUGUUCGAAAGAAAAAUGAAGAGGAAGUACCAACUGUACAUAGAAUGAUUCCCUUUGGGAGAAAGAUUUAUGAAUUUUACAAUGCUCCAAUUGUCAAGUUCUGGUUUCACACGUUGGCGUACUUUGGCUACCUGAUGCUUUUUAACUACAUUGUUUUGGUGAAGAUGGAGCGAUGGCCGUCAGUGCAGGAAUGGAUCGUCAUAUCUUAUAUCUUCACACUUGGCAUAGAGAAGAUGCGAGAGAUCCUGAUGUCAGAACCUGGGAAAUUGUUGCAGAAGGUGAAGGUCUGGCUGCAGGAGUACUGGAAUAUCACGGAUCUCAUGGCUAUCCUGCUAUUUUCUGUUGGGAUGGUGCUACGCCUGCAAGAGCAGCCGUUCAUGAGCUACGGCCGGGUUAUCUACUGCGUCAACAUCAUUUACUGGUACAUUCGCCUAUUAGACAUCUUCGGGGUCAACAAGUAUCUGGGGCCUUAUGUCAUGAUGAUUGGAAAAAUGAUGAUUGACAUGAUGUAUUUUGUGAUCAUCAUGCUAGUGAUAUUAAUGAGCUUCGGGGUAGCGCGACAAGCGAUACUUCACCCCAACGAAGAUCCUUCUUGGAGGCUAGCGAGGAACAUUUUCUACAUGCCCUACUGGAUGAUAUAUGGAGAAGUGUUUGCUGAUCAGAUUGACCCUCCGUGUGGGGCUGGUUUGACAGAAGAUGGUAAACGUCUGCCACCUUGCAUAACUGGAGCAUGGAUCAUUCCAGCUAUAAUGGCCUGCUACCUCUUAGUUGCCAAUAUUCUGCUGGUGAAUCUCCUUAUAGCAGUGUUCAACAACACAUUUUUUGAAGUCAAAUCGAUAUCGAACCAAGUUUGGAAGUUUCAAAGAUACCAGCUGAUUAUGACCUUCCAUGAGAGACCUGUCCUGCCUCCUCCACUAAUCACUUUCAGUCACAUGACCAUGGUCUGCCAACUUAUUUGCUGCCGCUGGAGGAAGCAAGAGACUGAACAGGAGGAUAAAGAUUAUGGACUUAAACUCUUCAUCACUGAAGAUGAACUAAAGAAGCUGCAUGACUUUGAGGAGCAGUGCAUUGAGGAGUAUUUUCGAGAAAAGGAUGAUAUGUUCAACUCUUCAAAUGAUGAGAGAAUCAGGGUCACUGCUGAACGGGUCGAUAACAUGUCGAUGAGGCUGGAAGAAGUGAACGAGAGGGAACACUUCAUGAAGGCAUCCCUGCAGACCAUGGAUGUCAGGCUGGCACAGUUGGAGGAGGUGACAGGACGCAUAGCAUCAGCCUUGGAGAGGCUAGCUGGCAUGGACAAGGGAGAGUCAGGCAAGGUGAGAUCCAGGACUUCCUCUGACUGCACUGACACGGCUUACAUCCUGAGGCAGAGCAGCUUCAACAGCCAGGAGGGCAACAGCUACAAACUCCCAGAAUGCGGGGAGCAGGCCGGAGAGGAGCCCAUGUCUCCCACAUCACCCACCAUCACGCCAAGGAUGAGGAGCCACUCCUUUUACAUGGUGAGCCCCAAGCCUCAGGCAGGGACGGAGCGGACUGAGUUCUCCUUCAAGGAGAGGUCCCUGAGCCUACAGAGGACCAGCAGCUCGCAAAUGAUGGCCGUGGUGAAGGAGCUGAAACCCGGGCCCCCGCCCCCUGAGCCCGUCCCCACCACAGCCCCAGCAGCUGCCUCGCCAGAUGGGAAAAGACCAUCGUCUUGUAUCGACAUCUACGUCUCAGCCACUGCGAAGGAGGAGGAGGAGGAAGAAGAGAAGAUGGCGGAGAGUUCCCUGAAGGUGCCCACUGGGCUCGGGCCAUCUGAAAUGAUGGUGGUCAUGCUUGGCAGCCAGGGCUCUCCUCUAGUAUCCAGCCAGUGGCCAGAAGGGAGUGGGACAUACGAGGAGAUGUUUAUCUCAGACAGCCAGGUGGUAGCCCCAGAGACUGCACUGACAGCUGGGGAGUGCCUGCAGCAGUGGGAGGCUGACCCACCCAUGUACCACACCUUGGAGCGCUCCAAGAGCAGCCGCUACCUAGCCGCCUCCAGCAUCUACGCGGACGACUCGCCGAUGGUCAAGUCGCACAGUUUUGUCUUCCCCUCACGGGGCUACUACGGCUGCUGCCUGGGCGUUCCUGUCAAAACGACCGAGUACACCAGCAUCACCGACUGUAUCGACACCCGCUGCGUGUCUGCCCCGCCCCUCGGCAUCGAGCACCCGCACUUGCCCAGCGGCUCGGCCGGACUGCACUCGGGCAGCCUGGACGAGUUGUGCGCCUCUCACCCGGAGAGGGAGGCCGAGCUCAGCCAUCCGAGUUCGGACAACGAGGAGGCCGAGGGAGAGGGCCGGCCACCUGAGCCGCUCUGCAACAACAGCAGCCUCCUGGUGUGUGGCCCGGACGCCGUGUCCCCACUGAGCCGCCUGGGCAGGGCCAACAGCUACACCGCCUCAGAGCCCAACGCGCUGGCAUCGCACACCAGGAAGAGCUGCUCCAUCAGCGGCAGGCUGGACACGCAGUGGAACUCCCUCCGCCUCCAAACCCCAUGCCAGCGUGGCCGCCCCUCUGAGCCAGACCAGGGCAUCUCCCUGAAGACUCUGUCCAGAACGACGGCUUUCAAAAGUUUCGACAGCAGCAAGCACAGCUUCACAUAA